CAUUGUGGGUAACCUGUUCCAACAAAUAAACUUGAUACCCAAACCAUUGCUCAGAAUCUGCCGCUCUCUGCCCACCCAUCACCGUGUAUACCAGGGUAACUCGGCAGCAAUAUCGUUCCACUUAGUUGGCAUCCAUUACACCACUACAACGACAACACACCUUGGGUUCCACAAAGCCAUGUCCGAAUUAUUGUCCGACAGCGACUCCUACGUCAGCGACAGCGAUGCCAUUAGCGACAGCGACGGGGAAGACCACCCUCCCAGGCGAGGCGAUCCCUACGGUGACGAGGACGACAUUGAAUCGGCUGCUGGCUCUGUCGUUAGUGAUUCGGACGAAGACCGAUCAAGAUAUGAUGACGAAGGUUCCAGAGCAGGAUCGUAUAGUGGUGAAGAAGGAUCGUACGGUUCCAGACGCUCACAUGACGAAGGUUCUUUUGAUUCCAGAGUGAGUGGGUCGGCGGAUGGGUCUCGAUAUGACGAUGAAUCGCAGUAUUCCAGAGGUAGCGGCUCCAGGGGCUCCUAUGAUGACGAAGGAGGUUCCAGGGGGUCCCAUGAUGAUGAUGAUGGAGGUUCCCGCGGGUCUUAUCAAUCAGGCUCAGGGGACGAAGAGGGGUCCAGGUACGGUGAUGAUGUCGACAAUGAUGACCUGGAUUCAAGGGGGGAAAUCAUCAGUGGUUCAGAGGAAGAACAUAGUCAUCACGACGAAGAUCGUAGCCAGGCAUCUGCUGGUGAGAUCUCGGAAGGUGGGUCAGAAGUGGAUGAUGGCAGCCGGUCAGAUGAUAUUGAACGGUCCCAGCAUGAUGAGGAUCAAAGUGUUGUCAGCGAUUCAGACGAUGACGACAUAAGCGUUGCUGCAAGUGAAGACGACAAUGCUGGCCCUGAUGCAAACUCGGAGGGCGAUAUAUCUGAUUCGGAUGACGGGGGAUCCAGAAUAGAGGUAGAUGACGACGAAGCUCUGUCAGAAGCACCCUCUGAUGGUGAAGUCAGUGAUUCAGAUGCGGAGAGCAAAGCUGCAAAGAGGGAAAGCAAAGCCAUCUCAGAAGCUUCCGAUGGUGGUGAAGUCAGUGACUCUGAUGAAGAGAGCAGAGUCUCCAAGACAGACAGUGAAGCUCCAUCGGAAGCACCCUCGGAUGGUGGAGUCACUGAUUCAGAUGAGGAAAGCAAAGCUCCAAAAGGGAAAGCAAAGCCCUCUCAGAAGCUUCUACUGGUGGUGAAAUAA
This is a messenger RNA of Seminavis robusta, 1219 nucleotides long. Lineage: Eukaryota; Bacillariophyta; Bacillariophyceae; Naviculales; Naviculaceae. The record is from the annotation of a GenBank genome assembly.